Messenger RNA from Emiliania huxleyi CCMP1516, 741 nucleotides. RefSeq lists its product as hypothetical. Gene Ontology annotation, molecular function: antioxidant activity; oxidoreductase activity. NCBI's taxonomy places the organism in Eukaryota, Haptophyta, Isochrysidales, Noelaerhabdaceae. The record is from RefSeq and is a predicted model, not a curated record. The transcript is spliced from 3 exons. Bases 1 to 405 code for a protein of 134 amino acids.
AUGGGCCAGCACGAGACCUUGGGAGAAUUGAAUGACCGCGCCUUCAUCCCGCGCGUCGAGCUCGGCCCUACUGAGCUGCCCGCUGCCAUCAAGGGGCUGGCGUUCCAGGCGCUGCUGCAUAAUUUCACCAAGGCCGGGUGUGCCGUCGUCGGCUGUAGCAACGACAGCGUCGAGAAGAAUAAAACCUUCUCUGAUGCGCAGGGUUUCACUUAUCCGCUCCUCUGCGACGAAGACCUCUCCGUGGCGGCUGCAUACGGUGCGGCAUUGAGCGCGGAGGAGGGCGGCCCGAAGGCGAAGCGCGUCGCGGCGCUGAUCGACAAGGGUAAGCUCAUCAAGUACUUCGACCCGGCAGGCAAGGGCGAGUUCCCUUGCCAAGCGCUCAAGGUAGUCGAGGCGCUCAUCUAGAGCGACGCGAUAGAGGAGAUCAGAUUGAACCCAGGAGGAGACCACGCGUGCUUCGCGAAUGACGGCGUCGCCCGUAAACCGCGCCAUCACCCAAAAACCUCCUGGGUUGAAUGGGUAGGCGGCGGGUGACGCCUGAGACUGCACGGCAAGCGUCAUGUUUUUAGAUCUGAAGAGCGUGCGAAGAGGGAGCCGGCAGAUCCGCACAAAAACCAUCUCCAUCACUGUCUCGUGUCUGUCACGGGGCAUUCAGCCAAAAUGUGGGGGGAGAACCAUUUCGCAACUGCGUCCAUAUUACGUACCUGCGGUACCCGGGAGACAGGAGUGGGAGUGCUUAAC